Molecule: messenger RNA, 2603 nt
Organism: Vanrija pseudolonga
Lineage: Eukaryota; Fungi; Basidiomycota; Tremellomycetes; Trichosporonales; Trichosporonaceae
Gene: YNL247W
Product: Cysteine--tRNA ligase
Exons: 4
Coding region: 104-2575 (823 amino acids)
Biological process (GO): cysteinyl-tRNA aminoacylation
Cellular component (GO): cytoplasm
Molecular function (GO): ATP binding; cysteine-tRNA ligase activity
Source: RefSeq, a predicted model, not a curated record
AACUGCAACAACACUUUAGCUCUUGUCACUCUCGACUCGAGCUCAAACCCCACGCCUCGUCGCCCCUCCCGCCUCCCCCUAAAACCUCCCUCGGGUCAUCUGCAUGACCUCGAGACUCCGACAACUCUCCUACAGCCUACUCCCCACUCUUCCUCUUCGCACCCUUCCUUCUUCUACCUCACUCCGCCUCAGCUUCACGCGCAGCAUGACCGCCACACCUCCUCAGCAGGCGUCGUCCUCGGCCAUGCCUGAGUGGCAGGUCCCCCGCAAGACCAUCGAGGAGCCCGUGCUCCGCGUCUACAACUCGCUCACCCGUACAAAGGACGAGUUCAUCCCCUUGAAGGGCCGCCAGGUCGACUGGUACAACUGUGGACCUACCGUCUACGACGCGUCGCACAUGGGCCAUGCGCGCAACUAUCUCACCCAGGACAUUGUCCGCCGUAUCCUCCAGGACUACUUUGGCUACGAUGUCAACUUUGUGAUGAACGUCACUGACAUUGACGACAAGAUCAUCCUACGCGCUCGCGAGUCGUACCUCUUGAACGAGACGGUCGAGAAGAACCCUGCGCUCACGCCCGAGCUCGUCGCCACGGCCAGGAAAGCCUUCGCCGCCUUUCUCCCCAAGGUGGUCAAGUCAUUGCCGUCGCCCGUCAACGCCCCCAACGGCGACGAUGCGCUCGAGUACUUCAAGGCUAUCGCCGAGAGGGAUUCCUCCGACGCCGAGUUUGCGCGUGCCGCCCGCGAGAAGGAGGAGAAGUUUGGUCUCUACAUCUCGGCCUUGACGACUGCCCGCGACGCCAUCCUUGCCGCUGAGAAGAGCUUGUCGACCCCUACCAAGGAGUUUGUCGACGCCACUGCCUACGUCCUCGGCCCUUACCUUGGUGACACGCUCGGUGACACCAUCAAGGACCCCCGUGCCGUCUCGCGCAACCUCGCCGCCCACUGGGAGGAGUCGUUCUUCAACGACAUGCGCCGCCUCCGUGCCCUGCCCCCAGACAACAUCACCCGCGUGUCCGAGUACGUGCCCGAGAUUGUUACCUUCAUCGAGGGUAUCAUCAAGAACGGCUUUGCGUACGAGGCCGAGGGCAGCGUCUGGUUCGACGUCGGCAAGUUUGAGGGCGCGCAGGGCGAUGGCUUCCGCCACGAGUACGCCAAGCUCCAGCCCAACAGCAAGGGCAACAAGAAGCUCCUUGACGAGGGUGAAGGUGCGCUCACUGGAAACAAGGGCAAGCGCCAGUCGGCCGACUUUGCCCUCUGGAAGGCUCGUUCCAAGCCAGGAGAGCCGGCUUGGCCUUCGCCUUGGGGUGAGGGUCGCCCUGGCUGGCACAUUGAGUGCUCGGUCAUGGCCUCGGAGGUGCUCGGCACCCAGAUGGACAUCCACUCGGGCGGUGUCGACCUCAUGUUCCCCCACCACGACAACGAGCUCGCCCAGUCCGAGGCGUACCACGGCUGCCGCCAGUGGGUCAACUACUUCCUCCACACUGGCCACCUCCACAUUGAGGGUCUCAAGAUGAGCAAGUCGUUGAAGAACUUCAUCUCCAUCGACGACGCAUUGAGAGACUACACUGCUCGCCAGCUGCGUCUGGCCUUCAUGCUCCAGACCUGGAACUCCAAGAUGGACUUCAAGAAGGACCUCGUCUCAGAUGUCAAGACCAAGGAGGAGACCCUUGACAACUUCUUCACCAACGUCAAGGCUCGUAUCUCCGAGAGGGCUGCGCGUGCUCAGGAGAGCGACGGCAAGCACCACUACGACGAGCUCGAGAAGGCUCUUGUUGCCGACUUCCACAAGGCCCAGCGCGAGUUCCGCUCUGCCCUCUGCGACUCGUUCAACACCCCUGUCGCUGUCAAUGUCAUCCUCGACCUUGUUAACAAGGUCAACAUCUACUUUGCUGCCCGCGGCCGCGACUACAACAUCGCCCCUGUGCGCUCCAUUGCCCAGUGGGUCACUCGCCAGCUCAAGAUGUUCGGCCUUGGCGAGGGCUCGGCCGUCGCCGAUGCCACUGCUGUCGGAUGGGGCAAGGAGGGCGAGGAGGGUGGCUCUGGUGACCUCGACGCCAAGCUCGACAAGUACAUUCGUGCCAUCGCCUCGUUCCGUGACGACGUUCGCAAGCUCGCUAUUGCCGGCGCCGACCCCAAGGAGACUCUGAUUCUCUCGGACCGCUUCCGUGACCAGGACCUUGUCAACCUCGGUAUUCAGCUUGACGACGGCCAGGGUGCGGACGGUGGUGCGCUGUACAAGCUUGUCGACCCCGCUGUCCUUAUCCGUGCGCGUGAGGAGAAGGCACAUGCUGCCGCCGAUAAGGCCGCCAAGAAGGCCGCCACUGCCGCCGCCGCUGAGGCCAAGCGCAUCGCUCAGCUCGAGAAGGGCCGCGUGCCCCCGAACAUGCUCUUCCGUCCUCCCCAGGUUCCCGACAAUGCGUUCUCAAAGUGGGACGAGAACGGCAUUCCUACGGUUGAUGGCGAGGGCAACGACGUGAGCAAGGGCGCGAGCAAAAAGUACCUCAAGGAGUUCAAGGCGCAGGAGAAGCUGCACGAGGCGUUCAAGGAGUGGGAGGCCAAGGAGAGGCAGCAGUAGGGGUUGAGAGUAGAUGGGUAGCCAGGGC